AGUCCCCAGCACCAGACCAAUAUUGAUUUUCCAUAUCCAGACCACGUGGUACGACUAGACCACCCCAACGCUGGGUACGACAAGAACUCGUCAGGACGGCUGUCUGUGGUGGUGCCCUUAGAGCAGCCGCAGACUGGGCCCUUGGGGGAGACCAUGCCUCUCCUGCUGAGGUUCAUGUGCCUCUGCUCCUGCUCAGGUGGCAUCAACCGACGACCGCUCGCCAUCAUAUUCACGCUCGAGAAGCUCACAAACAACGCGCUGGAGCUGUAUGGACGGCAGACGGUGGACGUGAGAGUGUGCGCCUGUCCUGUGCGUGACUACCGCAACGAGGAGGGCAGCGUGCCACGUCAGGACCGGCGGUGCGGACGCAAGAGAGGCGGCCGCGUGAGCAGCUCCUCCCUCCUGCAGACGGCGAUCUCGGGGGGCAGCUCCUCGAACCCCGUCAGGCAUGACUUUCCUGAAGACAUGGGCGAGGAGGUGUACACGCUGCAGGUGCGCGGCAAGAAGCUCUACGACUUCCUGCAACUUUUACUGGACAGUUUACUGAAGCCGACCGAGUACCAGCAGGACGAUGACCAGGUCAAAUUUGAGGACGAGGCUCUACAGGCGACGAGGGACAUCGCCCUCGUCGAGGAGCGCAUGGAGAUGACGUCUUCAUCCCGCCAGCAGACGCAGGUCCUCUACAACGACGGGCCUUCUCCACGCUACCUCCACCACAACCACCAGGGCAACUCUAACCAACGCAUCAUCAACGGACACGCGCGCCUUGGCAACAUCAUCAUCCACAGCAGCAAUAACGGCUCUCCUGUGGCGCGAGUUGCAAGCAAAAGCAUCAUAAACUCGAACGUCGAGACGUGUGGUGGUCGAGUUCUGACGUAUUCGAACAACAGGGACAUGGAGGUAAUGGAAUCAGAGUAUAUUAUUAAUGACUCUGAUUCUCAAAACUCGAAUCGAAACUCGGGCAAUAUGAUCACAUCCCAAAACAACUCGAUUAACUGCAACAACAGUUCAUUCUCUCAGCAACAGCAGCCCAAUAGACAGCAACAGAUGCCUCAACAGAUCCAGUCUGUCACGAUGAUUUCGCAAGAACAAAUGCGCGAUGUCACCUCCAUGUCUGUGGGCACUGGGAUGCAGGUUGCUACUGAAAAUAUCAACAAUUCAGGAGCCUCGAACAUGGUAACGCAUCACCCCAUCCUGAGCUCCAUGAAGAAUGUACAAAGAGCCACGUUAUCGGGGAGUAUUGUGCAGAACGCUGCUGGUAAUCAGCCUGUACUCCUGAUUUAUAACCCUUCUGGAGUGGAUGACCAGCUGGUACAGACUUUCAAUGCAAGAAAAAUCCUUUACCCGAAGAUGGAAGGGCAGGGGAACAGCCAAAACUAUGUAAAAUCUACCAGUAAUAACUUGGUAAAUUUGACUGUCCACGCUGAUGGCAAUAACUGUAAUAACAACAACAGCGUUGACUACGGUUCUAACAACUCGGGUUCUCAAGAAGACAACAUUGACGGGACAUACAACGCAGGGUUAGAGGCUCGGCAAAAUUCUGAGGGUGCUUCAACAAACGUGGCUCUGGCGGUACUUAAACGCAGCCACUCCUCAGACACUGAAGAUCAAAACGGAGGAAACAACGGCAGACAGUUCCGACACAUCCCUAUUUCAGCUGUAGCUCAAACCCCAGUAAGGGAUCAACGAAAGAACUUGUGUGUCGCUAAGAAGAUGCCGUUACUUAAACCCAUAGCUGGUAAGCUAGUGGCUCAAGCUUCACACCAACCAUCUGGAACCAUCAAUGUCACUUUGCCUGUGACAUCUCAGCAACAACAUCCCGUGGGCUCCAUGAUCCUGGCCACGCAAUCCAAUGGUGGCAAUCAGUUAUUUUUGGCUCGUGGCUCUUCCACUCAUAUAAUUUUACCGGUGACAUCACAACCUCAAGGCUCCGUGGAUGUCAAGGCAAUGUCUUCGGUCUUCCCUAACAUGUCGGUGGUGAAACGUGAACCUCACGACGAGGAACGCAAAAGAGAUGACGACACAAAUAUUUCUAUUCGGAAAUCUCAUUCUGUAUCAUCGCCAUACUCCAUUGCUUGCAGUGGCUCUCACAUUAGUGAUUCCGGCAAUGUCGUCUACACCAUGACCGGCAACGGGAGACUAGUGACCACUAACCUAUCUUCUGGGAACCACUCCAAUAAUAACUUUGACAGUUCCCAAAGUAACAAAUUCUCCAGCAACCACAACAUGAUUAACAGCGAUGGGCAUUUGUCCGGUAUGAACGGGCACCCUGACAGUGCUGAGAUGCUGGCCGCCCAAGUGCUGGCAAGCAGCAUGGGGUCGCGACAGAUCGCCGUGUCGGGGGCCUCUGGCUGUACUUUGAACAGAGACUGUACCUCUGACUAG
Hyalella azteca is the source of this 2385-nucleotide messenger RNA. RefSeq names its product probable serine/threonine-protein kinase DDB_G0282963. The record is from RefSeq and is a predicted model, not a curated record. Gene Ontology annotation, molecular function: DNA-binding transcription factor activity, RNA polymerase II-specific; RNA polymerase II cis-regulatory region sequence-specific DNA binding. Gene Ontology annotation, biological process: apoptotic process; regulation of transcription by RNA polymerase II. Bases 154 to 2385 code for a protein of 743 amino acids. NCBI's taxonomy places the organism in Eukaryota, Metazoa, Arthropoda, Malacostraca, Amphipoda, Hyalellidae. The transcript has 7 exons. Gene Ontology annotation, cellular component: nucleus.